Molecule: messenger RNA, 1714 nt
Organism: Chaetomium strumarium
Lineage: Eukaryota; Fungi; Ascomycota; Sordariomycetes; Sordariales; Chaetomiaceae
Product: aspartic peptidase domain-containing protein
Exons: 2
Coding region: 145-1440 (431 amino acids)
Biological process (GO): proteolysis
Molecular function (GO): aspartic-type endopeptidase activity
Source: RefSeq, a predicted model, not a curated record
CAGCAAAGCCGAGCAAAGCUGGGAGACUCAUUACUAGUCUCUCUCUGCUCGUAGCUUGGGCCUCCUUAUAGCCAUCCGAGCCUAGUGCCUGCCUAUUUGUCCUACCCUUCCCGUCACAUCCUCCUCGGCAGCCGGUCAGCCAAGAUGAUCGUCACCAACCUCGUGCUUACCGCUGCCCUGGCGGCGUUGGGUCUUGCCUCGGCCUUGCCGCCGAAGAUCGGGACAACCGAUGUUGGGAAUGGAGGAGAGGGCGCCAGCCUGGGCAGCGGCAGGGCAACGUUCAAGCAGACGCGUAAUCCGCGCUACCGCUUCAACGGUGCCCGGGCCGUGUACCGGACGUACCUGAAAUACGGCGUCCCCGUGCCCGAGGACAUCAUCCAUGCGGUCAAGUACACCGACGCGCUGCAGCACGGGGCCCAGCUAGAGGAGCGUGACACGGGUAGGGCGGCGGCAGUGCCCAUCGACGACGUGGACAUCGCCUACAUCACGCCCGUCACCAUCGGCACCCCGCCGCAGACGCUCCAGCUCGACUUCGACACAGGCUCGUCCGACCUGUGGGUGUUUUCGAGCCACACGCCGGCGUCGCAAGUCCGCGGCCAGCAGAUCUACUCGCCCAACAAGUCCAGCACGGCCAAGCUGCUCGAGGGCCACACGUGGAGCAUCACCUACGGCGACGGCUCCGCCUCGCGCGGCAAUGUCUACAUCGACAACUUCACCGUCGGCGGCCUCUCGGUGGCACAGCAGGCCGUCCAGACCGCCCAGCAGGUGUCGUCCAGCUUCACCAGCGAGACCAACAUCGACGGCCUGCUCGGCCUCGGCUUCAGCACGCUCAACACCGUCAGUCCCAAGAGCCAGUUGACCUUCUUCGACAACGCCAAGGCGACCCUCGACAGCCCCGUGUUUGCUGUCGACUUGAAGGCUCAGGCUGCCGGUACCUACGACUUCGGCUUCAUCGACAAGGCCAAGUACACGGGCGACAUCACGUACGUGCCGGUCAACACCGACCCGGGCUACUGGACCUUCACGUCGUCGGGCUACGCCGUCGGCUCGGGCGGCAGCUUCAGCGCGCAGUCCAUCGUGGGCAUCGCCGACACAGGCACGUCGCUCGUCUACCUGCCGACGGCCAUCGUGACGGCCUACUACCGGCAGGUGGCGGGCGCCACCAACAGCCGCAACUACGGCGGCUACGUGUUCCCCUGCAGCUCGGCGCUGCCGUCCUUCACCUUCGGCGUCGGCGCUGCCCGCUUCACCAUCCCGUCGUCCUACGUCAGCUACUCGCCCGUCAGCUCCGGCUCGGCCACCUGCUUCGGCGGCCUGCAGAGCAGCUCCGGGCUCGGCAUCAACAUCUGGGGCGACGUCGCCCUCAAGGCUGCCUAUGUCGUGUUCAACGGCGCGAACCCGCCGACCAUUGGGUGGGCGAACAAGAAGUUGUCGGCGUGAGGUGGAUGUGAGAUCCAUGAGACAAGACUCGAGAAGGGUUGGUGUGGCGCCCCCCCCCCCCUUCCACGGGGUCGAAUCGUAUGACGAGACCCAGGUAGGACCGUGUACCCUACCCUCUUCAGGUGAUGGGUGAGAAGGGAAGACGUAGCAGAGAGGAACAGUAGAUCCCUAAAAUCAACACUGUUAGGUGGCCUUUGCUAUGUUUGAUCCGCUGUACUGUCAAGUGGAUGUUUUCGAAUCAACGUUGUCGCUUCUCAACAGCAACCCCCCCUGG